AUGUAUACUAGAAACGUCCAGGCAGGUGUUUUUUCUUCUCACUUCUCAACCACACAGAGAACUUGGCUGCUGCUUUCUGAUGGGACUGUAACAGCCACUGAUGUCGGAACUGGUCCGAAUAUCAAGUACAAUGAGAGAAACGUUGGCAUGUACCUUGUCAUUGAUGCUGCCAUUGGACUGACAGUGUUGUGGGAUCGCAAAACCACUGUCCGGAUCAUUCUGCAACCUCAGCACAUGGAUGAUGUUUGUGGCUUGUGUGGAAAUUUCAAUGGAAAUGGAAAAGAUGAUUUUACCACUCAAGGAAACUUACCAACUACAAACAUAAUGGAGUUUGUCGACAGCUGGAAAGUGUUAAGCACUUGCCCUGAUGCACAACCAGAUUUUGACCCAUGCUCUCAAACUCCUAACCGAGAAACAUGGGCAAAAAUACAGUGUAGCAUCAUAAAGGAAGUUACAUUUAAAGACUGCCAUAGCAAGGUGGAUCCAAAUCCAUAUUAUGAGAACUGUGUGAAGGACUCAUGUUCAUGCGACACUGGUGGAGAUUGCGAAUGCUUCUGUACGGCUGUCGCAGCUUAUGCUCAAGCCUGCAAUGAGGCCGGUGUUUGUGUUGUCUGGAGAACUCCUGAGAUCUGCCCUGUGUACUGUGACUACUACAAUGAACCAGGAGAAUGCACAUGGCAUUACAGUCCUUGUCAUACACCUUGCUAUAAAACAUGUCUCAACCCUGAUGGUAUCUGCAACAACACUUUACCCAACCUGGAAGGAUGUUAUCCAGAAUGUCCAGAGGAUAAGCCUAUAUUUGAUGAAAAAAAUCAGAUCUGUGUAGAAGAGUGUCCUACGCCACCUCCACCUACAACAACACCAGUACCUACCACAACUACCCCAGUACCAACAACUACCACAAUACCACCUACAACAACACCAGUACCUACUACAACUACCCCGGUACCACCUACAACAACACCAGUACCUACUACAACUACCCCUGUACCACCUACAACAACACCGGUACCACCUACAACAACACCAGUACCUACUACAACUACCCCGGUACCACCUACAACAACACCAGUACCUACUACAACUACCCCUGUACCACCUACAACAACACCAGUACCUACUACAACUACCCCUGUACCACCUACAACAACACCAGUACCCACAACAACUACCCCAAUACCAACAACUACCACAUUACCACCAACAACAACACCAGUACCCACCACAACUACGCCUAUACCAUCUACAUCACCUUGUAUAAUAUGUGAAUGGUCUGACUGGUUUAAUGUGUAUAAUCCUGCAACAGGAGGAUGGAAUGACGAAGAGACCUAUAAAAAUAUUGCAGCCAGUGGAGGACAGAUCUGUGAACAGCCAGAAGAUAUUGAAUGUAGGGGUGUAGAGGCCAAACCUGGCAUGAGUUUUGAAGAUUAUAUUCAUGAAACAAAACAAGUUGUACAGUGCAAUGUUUCUUAUGGAUUGGUGUGUAAAAAGGAUGAACAGAAAUUCCGCCCCUAUAAAUGUUUUGACUAUGAAAUAAGAGUUUACUGCUGUUAUGAUUGUGGAUCAACAACAACAGAAUUUACAACAUCACCUACCCCUAUACCAACCACUACCACACAGCCACCUACAACAACACCAGAACCUACCACAACUGCCACAGUGCCACCUACAACAACACCAGAACCUACCACCACUACCCCUAUACCGACAACUACCACAGAGCCACCAAAGCCACCUACAACUACCCCUACACCGACAACUACCACAGAGCUACCUACAACAACACCAGAACCAACCACAACCACCCCAAUACCGACAACUACCACAGAGCCACCA
Messenger RNA from Danio rerio (zebrafish), 1836 nucleotides. NCBI's taxonomy places the organism in Eukaryota, Metazoa, Chordata, Actinopteri, Cypriniformes, Danionidae. The record is from RefSeq and is a predicted model, not a curated record.